UGAGGCGGGGGCGCGAGAGGGGAAGGAGGAGAGAGCAAGAGGCUGGAGAUUAAUCAUUGAACCAACUAAACUGAAUGGACUUGUUUAGGACUGGCUGCUCUGGGGUUUCUUAUUAACAUCUCUGCUGGCAAAUGGCCCCGGCAAGUGAGUUUUGCUGGACUCAUAGUAUAUGAAUGAGAUCUGGAGUUAGUUGCUCACAGCCGUUCCAUCAAUACUGAGGCAUUAGAGAGAAAUGUUUGCUGUACACUUAGUGUCGUUUUAUUUCACAAAACUAAAAGAGGACCAGAUCAAAAAGGUAAGAGUUGGCUGGGCUCACUGUUUUGACAUCAGCUACUUUAAAUAAGAGAAUUGUUUUUUGACUUGUGGGUUGUCAUUAAAAAAAGAAGAAAGUUUUGUGUAUGUAGUUACAACAUACACUUAGCAAAAAUUGGCAGAAGAUGAGUUUUUUUGGCUAUUUUUAAUUUAAUUGCACUCUCAUAGCUGGAAAAAAUAUCUAAGGAAAGGAAUCUUGGUGCAAGCAAAGUUCAGAAUCUGUGACAAGCACACCUAAGCUAGAAUGAUAAUUUUUAGAUUUAACAACAACGGACUGUCCCUAUGACUGUGCAAGGCUAGAGCUGCUAAUCGGGAUUUGCAGUCACAUUUUAAUACUAACAUUUUAUAUGAGGACAAAGCUGCAGUUUUCUUCCCAUGGCUAAACAGGCAGCAAUAAAUAAAUAGAUCUUCUUUUUAGAAAACACACCCAGGAAAAUUACUGCUACUACAAUAAUUCUUUUAAUAAUCAAAUGGGCUAUAACUUAAACCCAGAGGUUUAGUUAAACAUAGCAUUAGUUAUCAAUCUGGGAAAGGCUUUUAGAUCUAGUUUCGUGAUGUGUCUUUCUAAGGUCGUGUUAUUAGCCUUCCAUCAUUUUCUGAGACCUCUGCUCUUCUCUCCUGUGCACCUUCCCCCCAUGGUGGAAGAAUGCCUUUUAGUCAUUCUUCCACCAUUGUAAAAGAAUUCCUAGAAUUGCGUGUAGGUUGUCACACAACAUGUGCCCUAAUCUCUUCAGACGAUGGGUAAGUGAAGUAAUUUCCCUAUCUUGUAAAUAUGAGUCAACGGAUUUGUUAAGAGAAAAUGUGUACCUUAACAUAAAAUACGCUUUUUAAAAAACAAGAUGCAGCCUUGAUCAGUCCUGAAUUUAUUUUUUUAUCAUUGAUGGUUUAUUUUAUUACAUUUCUAUUACACACAUCGACUGCCUGUGUCCCCUGCCCUGCGGAGGAGGCUGUCCCAUCACUGGUGUCAAAAAAGUUUCAACAACUAGUCUAAGCAGCUUUUGCAUUGAAAUGGAGGAAGCUUCACUUUGUCCUUUGCCUCAGACAGCAAAAUGUAUUGGGGUGGGCCUUUGUAUCCCUUUUUCCAGCCAGAAAGCUACCUGAAAGACUUAAAAAAAUGUAAUUGAUAAAGGCAGCCCCUUGCUCUCAGACCUACAAUCUUAAAAGAAACGACACAAAUGGAAAAAGGAGGAGGGAAAAAAGCGAAUCUAGGCAUUUGGUCUAAAUUUGUAAUGACCAGCUAGAAUGGAAAUAUUUCAAGGAGAGGAGGAGCCAAAAAUUGUGGGUCUGUCAGCAGAGCUGAUGGAGAGGCUCUGUGGUCCCAUCUUUCUCCUUGGCAUUGUCUUAUCACCUGAUGGGACAGCUGCUGUAGAUGACAUUUAGGUCUGCCCCAAUUCCACAUAAUGUGUGGUCUGGAUAUAAUUUAUAGAAAAAAUGUGUAUCUGCUAUACCUCCCCUCCUUGACCACAGUCUACUCUUUCAGCUGCUUUUUCUCCUCAGCUGAACUCUGAUCCUUGGCUCGGCAGAAAGAUAAUAAUCUUGUGGGGAAGAGGCAGUGAGGAGGGUGCAGCCCCUGCAACCUUCAUACCCUCUUCAUGUGGUAAACAUUAGACAUUUCCCCCUGCUUGAUAUGCACUUCGGGGAAGGCCCAGUUUUCAACAAACAGCUCUGUUGCUGCCACGUGUUGUUUGGUCUUUAGGAGCAGUUGCUUGCUAAACUUACAGCACCACACUGGAGAUUAGUGCUACCUUCAAGAACACACAUCCCAACUUUUCCUUCUAGAUAGCACAACAAAAUAGUUAAUGGGAACAUGGCUAAUUUGUAAUCCCAGAUAUAUCUUGUAAUAUAUUAAUUAUUACCAGCUUUGGGCCCUGCCGCCAUCAAUAAAUAAAGGCUGCUGAGGAGAAACCCCAGUCUGUUGGUGGGGUAGGCCUUAAACAUUUCCUAAGCUUAAAGGUUGUCAAGUAACACUGCAAAAAUGUUCUAUAUUUUUUUUCUUUCUUUCACUUUCUGUGGUGCAUUAGCUCAGACCAACUUAAAAGAUCUUGUGGGAUUUUUAUAUUUAGAGACCGUUGGUCUAGUGUAGCAAAAACAGCAGUGCAGUCCUACACAUAUUUACACAGAAGCCCUGUUGAGUUCAGUGGGGCUUACUAAGUGGAUAUAGAAAACCCCCAGUUUGAUGAUGAUGGUGAUGGUGAUAAUAAUACUAUUAUUAGUGCUGCCAUCCACUCUGGGCAGCUUCCAACAAACUAUGAAACCACAGUAAACCAUCAAAUAUUAAAAAUCUUGCUUCGUCCAUAAACUCACUAUGUAGCUUUAAGCAAACCACCUGACCUCAGUCGCUCCAUCUGCAGUAUGUGGUAAAUGUGCUGACUUUUACAGCUACACAAUGCAUGUGAGUUACAUUGAACACAAAAUACUUUAUAAAGGUUAAGUGUGACUAUGAUUAAAUCUUCUAUUUCCAUGCAAUAUCUUCUGAAUGAUACCCAAACUCAUGCCUAGCACAGAAUAUCAAUUUUGGUUUCUCUUGGUUUCACCCAGUUUCUCAUUUUUCUAGUUGUAAGUUCAGUUUGCCCCCCCCCCCUUUGUUAACAAUGUGUUAAAACUCAUCAGCAUUUUAUUGUAAAUUUCUGCCAAUUUACACAUUUUUGUAUGUAAUCUAUGUCCACACUAUUUAGUUGGAGAAGCACUAAAUUCAAAGAAUAACCGUGUUUAGGUUCACAUGUGGUUUUGGAAAGGGUCAAUUAGAAAGGUUCAUGUUAAAAUCCUAGCUGAACCAAAUUCCUUUCCCAUCCCUACAUAGUGAAUAAACUGUGGGAUCUGGAUACAGACCACUUUCAGGCAUCUCAAACAGCUCUGAAGUAUAACACAGAAAGUGACCCCCAUUGAGAUGGCCCCCUUCUGGGCUCAUCAAUGCCAUUUUUGGGUGGGAUUCAUACCAGCAAUCUGAGGUUGCGGAAUUGCACUUGUUUGGGAGACCUUGUGCAACAAACCCCCUUCCCCAAAAUAUCAGACUUUUUGCAAGAAGGAAAGUGAUUGGGAAAUGUACCGGAAAGUGCGCAACAGUACUUGCCUUGACACAACAUCAUCUAAUUGCCUCACAAACAAAUAAAAAAAAACCACUCGUUAGAUAGCCAAUGCUGUCAAAUCAGGAUUAAUGCUCAAGAAACAGCUUAUCUGGAAGCUCCCAUAGCAUGCAGCUGUGCACAGAGACAAUAUAUCUCUUCUCCCCAAUACUUCAGUGACAACAUCACUGCCUUAUCCAGGGUCCUCCCGACUCUUGGCAGUGUCAGAUAGGUUUCCUGUGUUGACAUGGAAGCCCGGGGAAUCAUUUCUGCUCAUUUGGUUUCCAAAGGGAACGAGGAAGGGGCAAUAUGUCCUCAAAUGUGCCCUAGCAGUAGUCACUGGCUGGCUGAGUACGGAACAGACCUAUUUGUUCAACACCCUUGUAAAUAGAAUUCCCUUCCCAUUAGGUCACUCACAUGGCUAGUUUUACUCAUGCACCAGACUACCGUCUCUCACAUCCAUUCUACCUCAAUGGUACUUGUAGCCGUUAAAAUAUAAUUUAAUUUAGAAUAGAUUGUUGAUAAGGAUUAUAAAGCUAUCUUUUCGCUCUGACAUGGUAUGUUGGAUGCUACACAUUCCUAGUGCAAAGGAAUUCAUAAAAUGGGCCUCUUUCAAGUCCUAACAAAGCAGCUGUGCUUACCUUUAGACCAAAGGAAACCCACAAGUCUGUGCCAACCUCUCUUGAAUCAGACAGCACCAACAACGUCCUUAAAUUUGGCUAAAUCAUGUCUCAGUGGCUUAUUUUCACUUUGCUACCAUAGCACCUCACCAUCCCUGUUGUGCAGCCAGUCCCACAGUCUUCUAGGUUUAUCACGUGUUCCCAUUUUAAUUCCCCAUGGGCAGGACUUUUUCCCCAGCUGGAACUGUCCAGAACUCAGUUCCUGCGCUUCUCAGGAGGGCGCCAUUGCCAUUAUAAGAGAACAAGGGAGAAGUUCAUGGUGGGUUCUGGCACAUCUUUUUUUAGAGGUGCAACCUUCCAACAGUUUGACUUCACUCCCAAAGGUACACUUCUCCAUUGUCUCCUGAGACAGACGGAUGCCAGCAACGGUCUCUGUAAUUUCCAUGGUUAGCACAGCCGUUUUGUCAGUGCUAAUCCUCUGCUGCUAAGAGGAAAAUGUUUCUAAGAUCCUUCAUUGGAUCUCCCUCCCCACUGCCAUGCCUACCAAUAAGAACUGGAUUUUCUGAAUAAAUAUUUGGAAAUGAAUUUGGGAGGUUGGUUGAAGGGGGGAAGGGAAGACAAAGCAUUCUCCCUGAUCUGACCUCUGUUCAUUGGAUUGGCCUGGUUAUUUACCCAAGGGUUCGGAUGUCAACAACUCAGUAAAGUGAGAAGCAGGAUUAUUGUUGACACAGAUAAAAGUGACAAGAUAGCUCAGUCAAUCCAUUAAUGGGGGGAACAACAUGAGGGCAAUAACCUCCAAUAGGACCAACUGAACGGUCAUGAAGAAGUAAGUUUCCAAGAUAGUAAAAAAUGUGAUGCAUAACAAAAAUAAGAGGGAGGAAUAGAGAAAGAAAAAUAUAUUGUCAAGGAGGUGCAGGGCCAAUGCCAAACUUCAGUGUGAUCCCACCUUGGGCCCCUGAAGCCAAUAAGUGCUCCUGCUCCUGCUGUUUGCCACUGCUACCAAGCCUCCCCUCUCCCUGCUUAGCCCCCAGACAUGCUUUAGUGAUGGCACUUUUAAAUAGUUGCUAAGCUGCUGCUUGGCUCUUUGGAAGGAAAAUGUGUUUGAAAUCUAGGGUUUCUUUGCAGCCCUACAUGGGUGGUGGGUGGGUUAAAAGCAGGCGGUGGGAGAAUAUAUAUAAAAAACAGCUUAUAAGCAUCACUGCUACAGUGCGGGAUGGUAGCAAAGUCAGGGAACAUGGACUUUGAAGAAUGUCUAGUAACACUAUAUUGAACAAAAAUAUUGCAGGGUUUACACAGCUUGCUUGGUUCAUGCUUUUUCUUUUCCAAAGCAAGGGCAGCUAGCAUGAGGAAUUUCUUGCCCUUUCUGUUCCUAGUAGCAACUUGCAUUUGGAAGUUUCUUUGGGCAUAUAUGGGUUGUUGAUGGAGUGUACACCAAUGAGAUUGCAAGUUCAGGACUGUGUACAUAGGAUGUGUGCAUAUAUUCUUGCAUGUGUGUCGCUGCUAGUCAGUGCAAAAAAAAGAGAGGCCACCCUUCUGCAAGGGAAAACUGCUUUAAGGUGUUGUUUUUUUUUAAAAAAAAAUACACAACCAAGCUGUGUAUAAAUUUUAUGAAAUAAACACAUAUUUAUUCAUAGUAACAAUUAGUAAAAAAUAUCUUGAACCUCUUGCCCCAGGUUGAUCGGUACUUGUACCACAUGCGUCUCUCUGAUGACGUUCUCCUUGAUUUGAUGGCCCGUUUCCAGGCAGAGAUGGUGAAAGGCCUGGCAAGAGACACCAAUCCAACAGCCACACUAAAAAUGCUGCCAACUUUUGUGCGGUCCAUUCCUGAUGGCACAGGUAAGCAGCUGUUCUGCAUUCCUCCUGCCAUUAUCAACGAUAGCAAUGAGGCUAUCGAUGGCUACUAGCCACAAUGGCUAUGAUUUGUCUCCAGCGUCAGAAGGCAGAACGCCUCUGGAUGCCUGUUGCUGUUAAUCACAAGUGGGGAGACUCAUGUCCUGCUUGAAGACAUCUCAUGAGCAUCUGGUUGGAGGAUGUUGGACCAGAUGGACCUUGGGCCUGAUCCAGCAGGGCUCUUCUUAUUUUGUUAAUUUUAAGAGGAUGGUUCAUGAUAGCGGCGCUGAGAUUCCCCAAGCCAAAAGCAGAGAGCAAGGAGGCAGUGUGAGGGGAGAAUGAAGCUGCCUAUCUUCCCCAUCUCCCCUCAAAGAGAUGAAAUGAAUUCCAGGAUUCUAUAAGUAGGCAGUUAAAGCACAAUGAAGGAAAACCAAGAUCCUGUGUCCUCUAAGUUUGGGCAGAAAUUGCAAUGCAGAAAUUGCAAUGUUGGAACAGGUACUUGCCUUCGGUUGCUGCAUGCCAACCUGGAGAUGGGAGUCCAGCAACAUCUGAAGGGUCACUGAUUCCCCAUCUCUGCUCUAAUAUCAACCAUAUAUUACAAAUACAUUAGACAAUUUGUAGGAACCAGACAACACACAAUUGUUUUUUACAUUGAAAUUCCUGCAUUGCAGGGGGUUUGGACUAGAUGACCCCCACGGUCCCUUCCAGCUCUACAAUUCUAUGAUUCUAUGUCUCUGAUAAUCUUUUGCCUGUGUGCAUUUUGGACUGUCAGAGGCAGUAUGUCUCUGAAUGCCAGUCUUAGAGAACUGGGAUUUUGGGGGAACCAUUUCACUACUGCGACACAUGGUAUGCUACGUAGCAUAAUGCUAGAUGCCUGGUGGAGAUGCUUCUGGAGAAAUCUUUUAAGAAGCAUAUAUGCCUCAUAUGUACAACUGAGUUUCUAGAAUAUUUGGCUUUUAAACAAUAUAGUAAGAAUGGCACCAAUGCCCAUGUCUGAUCUCUCUACUGAGACCCCGUUUGGGCUCUGAUGCAGAGUUACCUGAAAUUUGGAAGACCCAAUCAUUUCUACCUGUUGUUUGUGUUACAGAAAAGGGCGAAUUUCUUGCUUUAGACCUUGGGGGCUCCCGAUUCAGAGUCCUAAAGGUCAAAGUGUCUGAAAAUGGGAAGCAAAAUGUUCAAAUGGAGAGUCAAUUCUAUCCAACACCUAAAGAAAUCAUCCAUGGGAGUGGGACAGAUGUAAGUAGCGUAUCUUCCUCUGAAACAUGCUCUCUGUGAAGAAUGUAUCCUAAGACAUAAAAAGAUCAUAUUAGCCAAUUUUAGUUUUAAUAUUUGCAAGCUCCCAAGGCAUACAAAUUCUUUGGGAAUAGUUAUUCAGAGCACCUCAACAGCUGCAUCUGGAAAUGAGCAUGGCUUACUAAAAGUCAGCCAAACCAUGGCUGCCACAUGCUGAGAAUAUGCAUUAAUCUUUAGAAAACCAGUGACAAUUUUGGGAUGAUAGAUGCAUAGGAUACUGGGGGAUAAUAGAUAUAGGAUACAGAGGCUAUGGCUGCAUUCAGACACAUUAUUGUGUUGGUUUUAUGAGUUAUAGCGCUAGCACUUCUGCCCCAAAUUCUAACAUUCCUUUCACACCACAAUAGCCUGUUGUGUUUUGAUCACUAUACUGCCAUGAUGUACUAAAUUUUAAAUGGCAGGAAAUGACAGUAUACCAGGAUAUUGUCCCAAAUUUCAUCACAUGGGUUUCAGUGAAAACAACAGGGAAGCUACAGAGCACAAAUUUCCCGAGGUUCUCCUAGUUAAUAUGCAAACAGAUUUUAUUUUUCUGGAGAAAAUUAAGAGGGAAUUGAGUGCUAAACUUCUGCUAGAUUCCACUAGAUUUCCAAAAGUGGGUUUUACAUUGUGUGAAAGAUUACACAAAACAGGAAAACUGACAGGUAAGGAACUGUUGGGAAGAUGAGAUAAAGUACCCUCUGAAUUAGGGUUGCCGUAUUUCAAUAAGAGAAAAUCUGGAAGCAAAGGUUGUUGAGCUUUUUGGGGCAAAAUUGGAACAACAACAAAAAUGGAUGUUUUUGAGCCUUUCCCCCCAGUAAAAUUGCCAAAAACGCCACUGCUGACAUGCGGUGCCCUAUGACAUUUCUGCUGAUUUCAGCCCAGACACUGCUUCCAAGAGCAAUAUUCCAAGAAAUUCUGGACAUAUGACAACCCUACUCUGAAUGCAGCCUCGUUUAUGCUGACCUUGUGAUAAUGUACCUUAGGCUUUUUUGUUAUCAUAUUGCAUAGAAAAUAUAACUAUUGUUAAUUAUAGGCAUUACUUUUUAUCUCCUAUUCCAUUUGAGCCGUACAGAGCCUGCAUUGUAUUCUAGUAGGUAAUAUAUAAUAACUCACACUUCCCCCCUAUUUUGAUGCAGCUGUUUCAGUAUGUAGCUGACUGUCUUGCAGACUUCAUGGAGACAAAGAAUAUAAAGCAUAAGAAAUUUCCUCUUGGCUUUACCCUAUCUUUUCCUUAUAUACAGAGAAAAUUAGAGGAGGUAAGACCAACAUUCUUUAUGGCUUUGUAACCAGGGUGAAUCUUCUCCCAAAUUAUUAACUAAGAGCUCCAGAGCUGAGAGGCUGCCAUUAGCAAGCAGCAGGGGCUCUCGUGAAAUGCCACUUUGCCCAUGCUUGGAAGGUAUAGAAUUCGUUAUGCAGAGAAUAUAGCUUUGCAAAAGUGUGCAUUAUAUCUGCUGGUUGUGAAACUAAGUAUAUAAAAUAGGUGUACAAUUUUUGCUUCUAAAACUCAGGGGCUGAGAGUGUGAUGGGAUGGGAAUAGCAGAUGUGAAGAGACAAGAAUACUUGGACAAGGCACUGCAUUGGACUCGGAAAGCAGGAAAUAUGAGUCCUGCUGCCUUGGGAAAACCUGAAAGUGCAUAGGGAUAGACAAAUUUGGCAAUUUCAGUUUCCUUCAGCUUUUUGCUUUCCGAGUCAGUUCUCCUCAUUUCCAUUUUUUAAAUCCUUUCGAAAAUUCAUCAGCAUUAUAUAUCUCCCGAUGUACAAAUUUUUGUAUGCAGUUUUGAUUAAUGUUUUGAUGAAGGGAGGCUUGCCUGGUGCCUUCAUUAUACAUCUUUAGGUGCCAGGCAAAAGCAUUCCUCUUCAACUAGGCCUUUGACUGAUUAACACCCUAUAUCCUUCUUCAAUGUGUUCCAGUUUUUAUUGUGUAUUUUGUGCUUCUAUAUUGUAUUUUUAUGCUGUGGGCCACCCUGAGAUCUUUGGAUGAAGGGCUGUUUACUAAUAAUAAUAAUAAUAAUAAUAAUAAUAAUAAUAGACAUAUUUUUCAAGUGAUUUCUCCAAAGAUAAUCAAUUUCUGUAUUUCCCCCAAAAUAUAUGGAUUUUAUACUACUUCUGCCUCUUGGCAUAUCUGUCCAAUCAAAUAUUUGAUGCUUAAAAAAUGUUUCAAGGUUUUAUGCACUGUUAAUUUUUUAUUAAUAUUUAAAAUUAGAGCAAAACAAUGCAUUAGAUCAUGAACUACUGGUAAAUUAUAGUAAAUAUGUUACACCAGCCCAUGCAUAAACUAGAGAAAGAAAAAAUAACACACACACACACACACACACACCAUAGGCUCUCUCUCUCUCCUUUAUAUGCCACUCUUUAAGCCAUGCAGCACACAUUGUUGAUGAAUAAUUGCUUCUUCUUUUAUUUCCAGGGUAUACUGAUUUCUUGGACAAAGCAUUUUAAAGCCAGAGGAGUGCAGCAGACAGAUGUGGUGAAAUCUCUCCAGAAAGCCCUCAGAAAACACCAGGCAAGUUGAGAUUUAAGAUUUGUUUUUAAUAAUCUGAUUGCAUUUUAAAAAAGCUGACAUUUCCUAGCAGUUCUGGUGUACAAGCUGGGACAUUGGCACAUACCGUAUAUAACGCUCUGCAGAAAAAGAAACUGCCCCAUUGAAACCUACAAAAUUGUUAUGUCAGAGCUUUUUCCUUCCUUGAAGUAAAUGAAAGGACUUGGAUCAACUUGUGCAUUUCAUCAGAGUAUAAUGGUCUGUCUGUCUGAAACUCCUAGGUGGUGGUGAUAUGCACCACCACUUUGAAAUCCCCAUCCCUAGGUAUUAAGCUGAUUUUGUUUUUGAAAACACUGUGGUUCUUAUUGAUUGUAAGAAUCUGAAUAUGUAUUGCUUUGACUUUACUGGUAUGUUGCAUUUGCCUCAUUAGGACAUUGAUGUAGAUAUCUUGGCUUUGGUAAAUGACACAGUUGGAACGAUGAUGACCUGUGGAUACGAUGAUCAGCGAUGUGAAGUUGGUGUCAUUAUUGGUAAUUCUAUAUCUUUUUUUUACCAGAGGCAGGGCCAAUCUGGCUUAAGAUAAAGUGAGUGUUCUGGCAGUGUAGAACAGUUGAGCCCAUGUGGCAUUGCACAAGGCACAAAAAUUAUUUUUUCUUAGAAAAAUUCAAUUCAAUUUUUUUAUUAUUAUGAAGUCUACACAUCUCCAUGUGUUUCUUCCCCCCUUCCCUUCCCCCAACAACCUCCAAAAUGAAUCCGCUGGACUCAGGAACAGGCACAAAUGCUUGCUACAUGGAGGAAAUGAGCAAUAUUGACUUAGUGGAAGGUGAUGAAGGAAGGAUGUGCAUCAAUACUGAAUGGGGAGCCUUUGGAGAUGACGCAUCACUGGAUGACAUCAGGACAGAGUUUGACAAGGAGAUUGAUUUGGGCUCUUUCAAUCCUGGAAAACAAUUGUAAGUUUAGUCAUCAGCUUGGGAUAAGGCGUCUUUCUAGUAAUGUAGCUAUUUAGGCAUGUGCACCAUCUCAAAACAACCAUGAAAUAACAUUGGGACAGAAGUAGCCUUGAAUAUAUUAAGUGGCAGGCAAGUACUGUGAAGCGCCAUUGAUACUAUUUAGGAGGAGUGUUUUGGCCAAGAAUCUGGUUAAAUCCUAAAUCCCCAGGGGUUUAGUAUCCUUCCAGUGAUUGUUUGGGGUAGGCGGGGGGACAGUGCCCUUCUCUCUGACCCCAAAUACAUUCCUAACUGUACUUUCACAGAAGGGUGCUGAAUGGCCCACGUUAAAUAAAUUGUGUGUGGUGCAGUGUGUGUGUUCUGAGUUGGGAGUUUUUUCUGAGUCCUUCCCCCAUUCCAGGGGGGUGUAAAAGAAUAAAGAGUCCUUUGCUGCCAUCUUUCUUUCCACAAUCCUUUGUGGGUCUCCGUGUGCUGCGCUGGCUCACCAGAUGCAGCUUGUCACGCUGGCCACGUGACCCGGAAGUGUCUGCGGACAGCGCUGGCUCCCGGCCUCUAGAGUGAGAUGAGCGCACAACCCUAGAGUCUGGCAAGACUGGCCCGAACGGGCAGUGGUACCUUUACCUUUACCUUUUAGUAGCAGUAGUAGCAAUAGGUAAUCAUGAUAACAAUAAUGAUUUUAAUAGGGAGCGCUUCCAGACAGAGGAUUAAUAUUACAAAUGAGUCAUUGGGAACAGUUUUUUCUCCUUUUUUGGGGGGGAAAUUACUGGAUUUCUUCCAAGAAAUGUAAAUGUAAUUCUUUAUUAGAAAGCAUGAAAUGCCCUUGAUGCUUUCUGACAACAGCUUUCUGUUGAAUUGCAGGUUUGAGAAGAUGAUUAGUGGUUUGUAUUUAGGAGAACUCGUAAGAAUUAUCCUUCUGAAAAUGACAAGGGAAGGUUUGCUUUUCAACGGGAAGUUGUCAACAGCUCUCUGCACCAAGGGCAAGAUUGAGACAAAACACAUUGCUGCCAUGGAAAAGUAAGAGGCUUUAAUCUGUCCCUCAGAGAGUUUUCUGUAAGUGCAGCUUCCGUUCUACAAUUUGUGCAAGCAUUGAUUUUGGGCAGCUACUCUGCCUUCAAAGCUACUCUGCUUUGGUGAGGCCAAACGCUUGCAGAUGUUAUUUAGGGCAGCCUCUUCCUUCUUGCUCCAUAGAUCAGACCAGGUACGAUGAGAUUUCAGAUAGAGUGGACAGUCAAUCACACAAAAGCAGUACAUGAUGCUGCAAAAAAUAGGACACAGCUUUGCAUGUAAUCUGCAUGUACUAAUUGGCAUGUAUAGAUGCACCUUUAGAAAUUACCAUGAUUUAAAUAGAAACAUAGUACAUCUCAGGACAGUAGGGAAGAUGGUGGCCAAGGGUCUGUUGACCAGGUAGAAACUGCUGGUGGGCAACUGCAAGGCCUCUGCUCUCUUUUCUUAUGGUUUCUUGGCUGUGUACAUUUAAAGCACAUGACUUCCUCCAAAGAAUUCUGGGAGCUGUAGUCUGUCAAGGGUGCUGAGAACUGUAAUUCUAUGUAGGGUAAGCUACAGCUCCCAGGAUUCUUUGGGGGAAGCAACACACUUUAAAUGUAUAGUGUAUAUGCAGUCUUUAUCUUUAAUUCGAUUUGGACCAGAUAGCCCUUCUGAUAGAAGAUACCUUCAAAUAGAGGACUGUCCUCUGCAAAGUAGGACACAUGACCACCUACUUUCAGAAAUUUCUGGCCUGCUUACUGGUUCCAUACAGAAAGUGGUUCACCUCUGUCUCCCUCUCACUACUAAAAGCUGAAGUGGUUUCCUCAGGCAUGUUUCUGAUUCCUUUGUUCCGGGUUAGGUACAAAGAAGGCUUGAGCAAUACUAAAGAAAUUCUGACGGAACUGGGCCUGGCUCCAUCGGAGGAUGACUGCAUUGCCGUUCAGCACGUCUGCACUGUUGUUUCAUUUCGCUCAGCAAAUCUCUGUGCUGCAGCUUUGGCAGCGAUACUCACACGCCUCCGUGAAAAUAAAAAGGUUGCAAGGCUCCGAACGACCGUGGGAGUUGAUGGGACGCUGUAUAAGAUACACCCUCAGUAAGUCACACUGAAGUAGGUAGGGUGGUCAUGCCUGGGAAAAUUAUCAUUGCUCAUCUGCAUAUGAUAAUUAAUUUAAGGGUAUGCAGUCAUCUAGCAAUCAUGAUGACUAUGAGCCAAGUUGCCUUUGAAAAAGGGUCAGAAAAAUUCAUGAGCUGUCAACACUUACUGGCUGUGAUAGCUGUACAUAACUUUAAUGUAUCCCAUAAUGUUUGUCUACUGAUGGAAGACUCUUUGAUCUAGUGGAGGCUUCCAUUGGCAGAAUGGAGUUAGAGGGGCAAUUUUUUUUGUUGAUUUUCCUCUCCCUUCAGAAGCAACAUGGAGGAUGGUGUGGAGGCUGCAGUGAGGAACUGGCAAAAAUGUGCCUCCUUUGCCAUUAUAGUGACAUAAGCAUCUGCUGGAUCAAAGAACCUUCUAUCAGUAGAAGGGCACCAGUAGAAGGGAUACAACUUGAUACAGUAUUUCUCUGGUUACCAGAUGCUGUAGUCAAACUUGAGCAAAUGGCUAUUGCUAUUAAUGCCUAACUGAUGAGCUUUCCACAGAUAUUUGGCUGGCCACUGUUUGAUAUUCUGAUCUAGCAAAGCUUUCUACUUGGUUCUUGAUUAAAACUGCCCUCAGAGGCACCGCUUGGUCAGCAAAAAACUAGCCUAAAUAAGAUCUUAUGGAACUUCAGAAGAAUGGUCUGGCAGUGGUUAUUGCCAGGGAAAUCUGUGGACAGUUCUCUGCGAUUCUGUUUCCUUCACACGUCCUGCUUUUGGCAUGGAUCUUGCACCCACCAAGCUGAGGGGGUGCAAAAUUGAGAUGAUCCAUAAGUGAGAAGAACCAUUGAUGGUGCCAUAUUUUGGCCUCACACAGGGCACAAAUUUCUGAAAAAUUAUGGAAGUCUGCCCCUGCUUAUGGCAGCCCUGUUUAGGGAAGCUUUUAAUGUUUGAUGUAUUACAGUAUUUUAAUAUUUUUUGGGAAGCCGCCUAGAGUGACUGGGGAAGCCCAGCCAGAUGAACGGGGUAUAAAUAAUAAAUAAUAAUAAUAAUAAGAAGAAGAAGAAGUAGUAGUAGUAGUAGUAGUAUUCCAUUGGCAUCUGGUUGGCCAAUGAGGUAAACAGGAUGCUGAGAGGAGGGAGCAGGUAGGCCUUUGACUUGAUUAAUCAGAGAUCUUUUGUUCUGUGCUCAUGAACUGUGUGGACUUGAAUCAAAAGGAUUUCCUUGAUCUGUGAAAGUCCUAAGCGACAUAAGGGAGAAAGCAAUUUAGCGUAAUGGUGUGUGCUCCCUUGUAUUUUAUUGUGCACACAAUAUUUGUAAGCAUUUAAAAGACCUUUUUGGCUUUAGGUAUGCUAAGCGUCUCCAUAAAGUAGUCAGAAGGCUGGUGCCCAACUGUGACGUUCGAUUUCUGCUGUCCGAGAGUGGCAGUGGGAAGGGGGCUGCGAUGGUAACUGCUGUUGCGUGCAGACUCUUAUCUCAGCGCAGACAGAUCAACGAGGUCUUGAGCCUCUUCAAAAUAACCAAAGAGAACCUCAUAGGUGUGAAAAACAGAAUGAGGGCAGAACUGGAGUAUGGCCUGAAGAAAGAAACACAUCCUACAGCCACUGUGAAAAUGCUGCCCACAUUUGUUUAUGGAACACCAGAUGGAACAGGUAAGAACACAGAAAGGCAUAUCUAAAACGAAGGGGAAGGUUGAUGCAGAUUGAUUUCGCUUAUUUGACUAUAUUGACAGGGGACCUUCCCAUAUCCCCCCAGCUUCUCAUUCCUUGUUAUGGUUAUACCAUCUGAUAUUCCAGGAACAAGAUUGUAGUUUGGUGCACUGGUUUGCUGUUAUUUUAUUUCACAACUCUGUAUUUUUCUCUGUUACUGACCUAGUUUUUCCGGUGUUUACAUGUUCUUGUACGUAACAAAAAAUUAAAUAAAAAGCUUUUAAAAAGAGAGAGAGAGGAGGUAAUAAAAACAACAGAUAAGGUCACAGGCUCCCCAGAAAGCAGUGAACAUGUUUGAAAAGUGAUUUAUAAUUUUUUUGAACAAGAAGCUCAGAGCCAGCAAGUUUGAUUUGGAAAUUCCAGGAGCCUUUCUGUCCAACAGUUAGGAAGGAAGACUUCAGUCAGAUUAAAAUGCUGAUUUUUCUGUUGCAGAAAAUGGAAAAUUUCUGGCCCUUGAUCUUGGGGGAACAAAUUUCAGAGUUUUGCUUGUAAAAAUCAGAAGUGGAAGAAGCAAAUCAGUCCGAAUGUACAAUAAGAUCUUUGCCAUUCCUUUGGAAAUUAUGCAGGGGACAGGUGAAGAGGUAAAGUAAAACAAGCCAGUUAUUUAUUUUUAUUGAACCUGUGGAGGGAAUGGGGUAUUUUACUUGCUUACUCUGUAAUAACAGAACCCAAUUCCCACUCCAGUGGUUCUCCUAAACCCUUGCCACUGACAGCAUUCAGUCUCACUUAUUCCUUCUGAACACUUAAGGUAAAGGUAAAGGGACCCCUGACCAUUAGGUCCAGUCGUGACCGACUCUGGGGUUGCGGCGCUCAUCUCGCUUUAUUGGCCAAGGGAGCCGGCGUACAGCUUCCGGGUCAUGUGGCCAGCAUGACUAAGCCGCUUCUGGCAAACCAGAGCAGCGCACGGAAAUGCCGUUUACCUUCCCGCUGGAGUGGUACCUAUCUAUCUACUUGCACUUUGACGUGCUUUCGAACUGCUAGGUGGGCAGGAGCAGGGACCAAGCAACGGGAGCUCACCCCGUCAUGGGGAUUCGAACUGCCGACCUUCUGAUCGGCAAGUCCUAGGCUCUGUGGUUUAACCCACAGCGCCACCUGCGUCCCUCUAAACUCUUAACUUACCAAUAAACCAGUGACUAUGGGGUACAGGCGUGAUACAAAGCCAAUCAGAUAUAGAUAUUAAAUGUAAAGUAUUUACGUUUAUUCGCAACAAGAUUAUUAAGUGCACAAGCUUAUCUGAUUACUUUAAGAUAGUAUAGUAUAUUUAAAUGUAUACACUUUCUUGUCACUUUAAAUACCAACAGCUUAUCCCCAGCUACUUUGAGUUUGACCUCACCCCAAAGCUGCACUCCUGCAUUGUCUCCUGAGACAGAUAGAUGCCAACAACAACAAUAUCCAGCUAUUAAUGUUAAAUUAAGAUAGAUUUAAGGAAGCAGUUAGUUACCUUAUGAAAGCGUUUAGCAAAACUGCCCUUUUACAGUGGUGCCCCGCAAGACGAAUGCCUCGCAAGACGGAAAAACCGCUAGACGAAAGGGUUUUCCGUUUUGAAGUUGCUUCGCAGGACGAAUUCCCCUAUGGGCUUGCUUCGCAAGACGAAAAUACCUUACGAGUCUAGAAUUUUUUUUCGCUUUUCCCCCCCUUUAUCUAAUCUGCUAAGCCUUUAAUAGCCUUUAAUAGCCUUUUAGCAGCUAAUCCCCUAAGCCUUUAAGCCUUUAAUAGCCGCUAAACAGCUGAUAGCGCUAAUAGCGCUAAUCCGUCAAUGGGCUUGCUUCGCAAGACGAAAAAACCGCUAGACGAAGACUCUUGCGGAACGGAUUAAUUUCGUCUUGCGAGGCACCACUGUAUUCUCUUCAUCCCAGUUAAGUUCCAUUAAUGCUAUAACAGAGGACUCCCCCCCCCCCCCAAAAAAAGCCCUUUACUGAUUUACUGAAGUGCAGGUGUGUCUUGCUGUGUUGCUAUUGAAAUCUUCCCUCUGGUGAUCCUGCCAGUCACCAGAAACCAACAUGCCAAGCUGCUCCUCACUUCUCCCCGCCCCCCAGUGCAGAUUGGUUCUUCCCUUGCCCCUUCAGCCGAAGCCAAACAAUUAAGCUACCCCCAGCAAGUCUUUGGCCUCCAAGUCAUUCCACCUGCCACUCAGACCUUCCUUCGACAUUCCCCAGUCCUUGUCCUCCACUGCCUUCUUCUGACUCGACUCCACAAACAUAAAGCACCAAGAACUCCAAUAAUAUUCUCUUUCUUCCCUUCUAGCUGUUUGAUCACAUUGUCCAGUGCAUUGCAGACUUUUUGGAGUACAUGGGCAUUAAAGGUGCCCGACUUCCUCUUGGCUUUACUUUUUCCUUCCCCUGCAGACAAGCAUGUAUUGAUAAGGUAAGGAGGGGAGCUGAGAUUUGACAUGCUGUUUUGUUUCCUCUUUUAAUCUGGCUUAAUCUUUGCAGAAUUUUCCAUAGAAACAUUUCAUUAUUGUUUUAAUUCUUCCCUUCCCUUCCCUGUGGACUGACAAGAGUUUUAUCACAGGUUUUACCAGACAGUGUAUAAAAUUGAAUGUGUUAAACAAAAAACAAUCUCAUUCUUGCACGCACUUAGGCAGAUUUACUUUGGAUAAGGCAUGCUUGACACAAGGCUGCUGAUGCAUACAGCAGCUCAUGGAGAGUUAAAGCAAAUUAUUAAGGAUGUGUGGAAUACAAAACAACAAUUCAGAUCGAGUCCAAGGUAUAUGUUUUUUCUGCACUGAAAAACCACUUCUAUAUUUUCAGAGGCUUUGUGUUGCAACAAUAACAGGAGUGGCAGUCAGUUUGAAUUGCAUGACCACUUCUGAUACCGGUGUUGCACCUCCGUCAGGGAUGCUGAUACAGGAAGUAAUCAAACCAUCCAGCUUUCUGCUUCAGCCAUGGCCAGCCAGUUACUUAUGGCACCUGGCAUACCGUGAAGUACCACUGAUUUAAACUUCCCAAUGCUAUGUAACAGGCUGCCUUGGGAGUUGGCAAGCUCUCUUGCUAGAGAGUGUACAUUUGGAAGGGAUCUUAGAGAUAAUCUUGUCUGGACUCUUGCUUGAUGCAGGAAACCCACAACGACAGAGUGUAUAGCCCUCCUGCUCUGUUCCCUGAAGCAUCCCCCUCUAUCAGAAAGGGAGCACUUUGGUAUUUUAAUAUUUCCCCAAAAUGCAAUAUGUUGAACCAAGCUCCUCUUGAAAGUGUAAUCCAACUUUUAAGUGUUCUACCUGUUUUUCUCCUCUUGGUGUAAGCAUCUUUCAUUUAUUGAUUGUAUGACUUCCCCACUUUAGGGAACUCUUGUUGGGUGGACAAAAGGGUUCAAGGCAACAGACUGUGAAGGAGAGGAUGUUGUUGAUAUGCUCAGGGAAGCUAUCAAACGAAGGAAUGUAAGUACCAUUGUGGGGAAAUCUCCCAAAGGUUCAAGCACCAGUCCCUUGCUAUGACAGGAGUAUAGAACUGAAUCUCAGUUAUCCAAAUGUAGCUCUAUCACUAGGUGCUGCAAAUACUCUAAAUGCUUUCAAAGGUGUUGGUUUCAUUCUGUGGACUCCUUCGGAUAUCCUUUUUAUUGUGCUUUCAUGAUGAUAGAUAGUAUAAAACUAGUGCUUAGUGCACGAUACAUCAAAGGGUGUGUACAGUGGUACCUCGCAAGACGAAUGCCUCGCAAGACGAAAAACGCGCAAGACGAAAGAGUUUUCCGUUUUUUGAGUCAUUCCGCAAGAUGAAUUUCCCUAUGGGCUUGCUUCGCAAGACGAAACGUCUUGCGAGUUCUUGCGAGUUUGUUUCCUUUUUCUUAAAGCCGCUAAGCCGUUAAUAGCCGCUAAGCCACUAAGCCGUUAAUAGCCGCUAAGCCGCUAAUAGCCGUGCUUCGCAAGACGAAAAAACCGCAAGAUGAAGAGACUCGCGGAACGGAUUAAUUUUGUCUUGCGACGCACCACUGUAUGUGUUUGUUUGUUUUUCGCUCUUUGCCCAUUCACAAAAUCAGUUUUUUAUUUCAGGAAUUUGAUCUGGAUAUUGUAGCAGUGGUAAAUGAUACAGUUGGGACAAUGAUGACAUGUGGCUAUGAAGACCCAAACUGCGAAAUCGGCCUCAUUGCAGGUAAAAAGCAAUCCUGUAACACUUGUGUAUGGAUGUUCCAGGGUGUGACAGAAUAAGAUUUGUAACCAACAGUGAAAUGAUAUGCUAAAAUCUUUUGGGAGAUGGAAUCUUGGUCAACUUGCUGUUUCUGGGGAUGGAUUCUUGUGGGCAAGAAGGGGAGAACCUUUGGUCCUUCGGAUGACAUUGGACUCUUAUUGGCCCCAGUCAGCAUGGCCAAUAGUCAGGGAUGGUGGAAAUUAUAGAUGAUGGGAAUUACAGUGAGCCUUGAUGGGAAUGAUGGAAACUAAUAAUGUUAUGAGCAAUACAGAUGAGGAGAGAAAGGGAACCUACAAAGUGUUGCAUGCCACCUAGUGGUAUGAGGUAUACACUGCAUCCCAAGUUAUAAUAUGAACCUUAGUUACCUAGAUAUAGGGCAUAAAAUUGAUUUAGUUCGCAUUUAAAGGUAACCCUACCCAAGUCACAGGGACGCGGGUGGUGCUGUGGGUAAAACCUCAGUGCCUAGGACUUGCUGAUCGCAUGGUCGGCGGUUCGAAUCCCUGCGGCAGGGUGAGCUCCCGUCUUUCGGUCCCAGCUCCUGCCCACCUAGCAGUUCGAAAGCACCCUUAAGUGCAAGUAGAUAAAUAGGUACCGCUUUAUAGCGGGAAGGUAAACGGCGUUUCCGUGUGCUGCGCUGGUGCUGGCUCACCAGAGCAGCUUCGUCACGCUAGCCACGUGACCCGGAAGUGUCUCCGGACAGCGCUGGCCCCCGGCCUCUUAAGUGAGAUGGGCGCACAACCCUAGAGUCGGACAUGACUGGCCCGUACGGGCAGGGGUACCUUUACCUUUACCUUUACCCAAGUCACACUUUUUGAAACAAUAUACAAACUGAAAGCCGCUGUUUGAAAUUCGCACAACUCAGAAUUUUGCAAAGCCAUGUAAUGUGUACAGAAAUGUAUAUAUUGCAGUAAAGUGUGUGUUUACAUGCAUAUAAUAUUGAAAAGAGAAUACCAACAUGCAAAACAUAAUGGAAAACUGCUUUGCAAAAUUGUGUAUAUUAACAUUGCUUACAAAGAUAUGUCUAUUAUGAGAAAUUCACAGUGAAAUGCUGCUGAAUUUUCAUAAGCGCUUAGUGUUGUUUUUUUAAAGUGGGGAAUUGAACAUAAGACUAGAAACAUGAGAAGCUGAGUGAGUAAAACAGAAGUUGACAGAUUUGCCUGCCCCUACUUUUAGCCCCUAAAUUUUACCUCCCACUUAGAGAAAAAAAUCAAACUUCUUCUAGGAAAUGUUUUUUUCAUUCCCCAGGUCUUUGUGCUUCUCCUGGUGGUUGCUUUAAAGGAAUAAAAUACACAUGCCUCUUCCUUCAUUCCAGGGACUGGCAGUAAUGUUUGCUACAUGGAAGACAUGCGUAAUAUAGAAAUUGUAGAAGGAGAUGAGGGCAAAAUGUGCAUCAAUACAGAAUGGGGAGGAUUUGGCGACAAUGGCUGCAUAGAUAAUCUCAGGACAAAAUAUGACAAAGAAGUGGAUGAGGGGUCAUUGAAUCCUGGAGAACAGAGGUAACAGUCGGCGUUUUAUUGCUAUUGCAAUGUCUUCAGGAAGUAUGUAGGAAUGGCAGAUAAUUCUAUUAGAAAAGGAGGUGGAAAUAGUAGUUUGCGUGUUCAUGUGUAGUCAGGAAUAGAAAUCACUCAAGUGAACACAGUUGGUAUUUGUUCACAUCAUCAUCACAGCUGUUUUUAUGUCCACAAACAGUACAACAGUAAUAACCUUUUUACAUUGUUUUGAUGUUUCCUUGACAUUGAAAUGAAUGUAAGUUACGUAAAGUAUGUUAAGUAGCAGACAAUGAGGUGAAUGUUAUUACAUUUAGUGGAAACCAAAGUACAGUGCAAUGGAAACUGUUGAUUGUGAUGAGCACAGCUUGGAAUAGAAAUCACAGUUUCUUCCAUUCCUAGGCAUAUAUGAACUUUGAGUAAUCUUUCCACUUAAGAACACCCCCGCUAUCCCACUUUAAAACACCUUACAAAGCAUGAGUCUGUUGCUGUCAUGUUUAUUUCCAUCCUAAGAGUCAAUGCACAUGUUCAGAAAAGGCAUGUGGUAUGCACAGACUAUAUCCCAGGCCCCAUUUUUGCAUAGGUAACUGAAAAUGUGUUAAAUGCUGUCCAAAUCCUUUUUCUUUUUUCUAUAAAAGGUAUGAGAAAAUGACGAGUGGAAUGUAUCUGGGUGAAAUAGUGAGACAGAUUUUGAUAGACUUGACCAAGCAAGGACUUCUCUUCCGGGGUCAGAUUUCAGAGCGGCUGAGAACAAGAGGAAUAUUUGAAACCAAAUUCCUGUCCCAGAUUGAAAGGUAAAACAAUGUGUUGUACUAAUAGAGUAUUUUCCCCACCCACCGCCUGCCACUUUCACACAUAUCAGACUAGUGAGAAGCAGCUGAAUGAUUGCAGCUUUGUAAAUAUUUUAUACAUCAUCAGAAAAUAAUACAGUUGGGAAAAAGAAGUGUUGGUUGACUGAGAAGCUGAACCCUGUUACUCAGGGCCAUCUGCAGUUCUACAGUGAACAACUUUACUUGGGUUUUAUUGGGUAUGAAUGAACCCAGUGUAUUUCAAACAUCAGUGUCACACUGCUUUCAGCAGUAAAGUAUUUCGAGUCUGUACUGUUUGCACUGCUGCUUCAUAAACUUUAAGUGAUCCUUUCUGCUUUGUCCUCAGAUUGGAGGGGGUGGAAAUGAGCAGCUAUUCCCUAUGCCCUUGGAUUGAGUGAGCAUGGAUGAUGCUAAUUUUGAAAAGUACAUUUCACCCAGGAGAGCUAAAAUAGUAGCAUCCUGCUUUUAAACUAAUGUCUGCAUUCAGACAUUUAAAUCUUGACUGAAUAAGCCAAAGUAUCAAGAAAUGUUUUUCCCAUGCUCUUAGCCUUUUCUCUCCUCCCUUUGAGGCGCAAGCAAGGAAACAAGGAAAUCUUUAGUUAUUUAUCAUAAUUCCCUGUUUAGUCUGAACAGGGUAAUGAUGAUUGCCACUUCAUAACAUGACACAGGGCUGGCCCACCCAUGAGGCAAAAUGAGGUGACUGGUGGCUGUGUCCACAGGGGCAGCAGAUCCUGAAAUAGAUCUUUAUUCCCCCACCUUGUUCCUGUCUCAGAUCUUCACUCACUGCUUCUUCAUCUAUCGACUUAUUUAGAAAAAGUAGGGGCAUGGUCACAGAUGGGAGGGAGUAGUGCUGGAAAAGUGUGUCCCUGCAAAGGACUUUGUGUCUUCUUACACCAGUGCUGCCUUCCAGUACAUUUGGCCCUAGCUCUGUGUCCUCCUAACCAGAAGUGCCUGUUGUGUUUUGGCUGAGUGCAGUGACCGGCUUGUCCUACUUCAAGUAAGAAGAAUAUUGCAGCAGCUUGGGCUUGACAGCACUUGUGAUGACAGUAUCAUUGUAAAGGAAGUUUGUGGCUCCGUUUCCAAGAGAGCAGCCCAGCUGUGUGGGGCCGGGCUGGCCGCUAUAGUGGAGAAGAUACGGGACAACAGAAAUCUUGAGCACUUAAAAACCACUGUAGGUGUGGAUGGCACCUUAUACAAACUACACCCACAGUGAGUACACAGCAUCACUGUUGUUGUUUUGCCUUGCAGAAUUGACCAAUUUUUUAAAGAUAAUAUUCUGCUUAGUUGAUGGGGAUUAAAAAGGUUGGGGAAAAGAGAAAUUGCCACAAUGCUGUAUCAGUUAGCCCUAUUACACUUGCUUGCAUAAGAUUGUAAUAAAGAGCUGGGAAAAGUUCUGCUUUUAAUGGGCUACAGUCCCCUCUAGAGAGAUGGGUGAUUUUCUGAAGGUCUUCCACAACAUGUCAUUGAUGGGAAGGGCCAUAGCUCAGUGGUAGAGCAUUUGUCUUGCAUGCAGAAGGUCUUAGGUUCAAUCCCCAGCAUGUCCGGUAAGGUUGGGAGAGAAUCCUACCUGAAAUCCUAGAGAGCCACCACCAGCUAGUGCAGACAAUACUGAGCUAGAUAGACCAAUGGUCUGACUCGGUAUAAGGCACCUUCCUAUAUUCCUGUGCAAUAUGGACGCAUUAGUGGUGGAUUUAUACUGGACCAUCCACACCACAUUGUGCUUUAUUAGCUGUUCUGCGCUGCUUCCUCAAUGCUGCACCCCAGGGCACCCCUCUACUUCCCCUCCCACUUAUAUUAGUGAAAACUUUCCAUGGAGAAAGCUAAAGAGCUGUACUUGCAGAUACAGUUGAAGUGAGAGAAGAACCUGCCCUCUUGCCCCUGAUGCUGGUUGACUUACAUGUCGCUGGGAGCGGGAUCUGCCAAGGGGUACAAAGUGUUUUGUGAGUGCAGACCAUACAGAGAGAGAGACUGGAUUACUGUCAAUCCUUACAGUGUAAAAGCCCUCCCUCUGUAUUCUCCUGUCCCUACCCAUCAAAAUGACAGGCAUUUUACCAGUUAAGAAAUAAACAGCAAUGUGCAAUCAUUGCAAUUUCUUUUUCUUUUUGCUUUGUUUUUCCUCUCUUUAGCUUUUCUAGAAUCUUGCAAGAAACGGUAAAAGAACUGGCGCCUCAAUGUGAUGUGACAUUCAUGCUGUCUGAAGACGGAAGUGGAAAGGGAGCUGCCUUAAUUACUGCUGUUGCAAAACGAGUGCAUAAUGUUGCUGAAAAUUAAGUGGUCAUGCAGGCAUCUGUGUGUAGCAGUGAUUUAAAAAAAAAAUAAUAAUUGUGAAACCAACCGAAGCAGUAGUUCAAAAGUGGUGCACACUUCUGUGGCCCAGGGUUGGCCAAUGUUGUGGCCUUGAGAUGCUGUUGGAGUAAAACUCCCAUCGUCCCUGGCUGUUGGGACUUGUCAUUCAACAGUCUCUGGAAGGCACCAAGUUUAGCCACUCCUAUUUGUAUCCUGAUGAUUGGGCAGCUGUGCAAACAGAAAGCAGUUUUUCUUGCCAAAACUGAGGCAGGUGUUGGCGCAUCUGAACAUAGGUUUCCAUAAGUUGUCUUAUGUUUAGAGAUACAACAAUAUACUUGACAUUUCUGUGUUAUGCUCAUAAUAUAAAACAGCCAGGCCAUAUAAAUGUAACUAUUUUGUCAACUAUUUUAAACAUAUUUAUAUGUUCUACUGCUCCCUUUCCCAUCCAUGUCCUUUCGCAUUCACGUCUAAAUAUCCUUUGUACAACUCAUAAUUUGGAAGUAGAUAUUAUGUCCUUGUAUAGGUAUCCUUGGAUAGGCAUGUGCUGAGAGCUGGCACUGUUGUUUUACUUUUUAUUGUUUCUUUUAGAAAAGGAAAUUAAAAAGGCUGAUGUGCAAAAGGUAAUCAAUCCAUGUUCUUUUUCAAACAAAUUGUUGUGUUUAAUGAGUUGCUCGCAGUUGGCGCUCCUUGGGAUGGAAAUCCAGGCCUUUGUAGAAGGAGAGAGGAGAGAUGGUCGGUCUGCGCCAUUCCACUUGGUAAUCUGGAAAUAAUAAUCUACUGACUGCCCACAGCAAUAUGCAGUGUGGCUCAAAGACUUUUUAUGACCCCACUUUCCACUUUAAAAUCAAGCUAAGGUGUUGGGCUUCGUGACUAGCUUUGGAGCAUAAGUCUGUGCCCUUUAAAAAUUAGCCUGUGGGUAGGGAUGGGGGAGAGAUUUGAUUCAGUUUGCAUUUAAAAGCGAAUCUUACCAAAUCUGCACUUUCAAAAAAAAAUAUGAGUACUGGCACACAGCUAUCCUUCAAAAUUCACACCUAUCUGAAUUUUGAGAUGCAGUUCUCCAACCAAUACUUUGUAUUUUAAUAAGAGUUGCUGAAAGUUGUGAGUGAAACAACACACAAUACCACCUAAAGCAACAUAAACAUACUUAGACUAUGUCCAGAGUCUAAAAUGCACCACUAUUUUUUGUUCAUGAUAUUUUUGUUUCAUACAGAAUUGUAGGAGUUGUAAGGGACCACAAGGAUCAUCUAGUCCAACCCCCUGCAAUGCAGGAAUCUUUUGCCCAAUAUGGGGCUUGAACUCAGGCUCCUGAGCUGCAAAGGGUACCAUCACUGCCUCCGCCAGUCACCUCAGGCAACUUGGGUUACAGUAGAUUCCUUCUUGAAAUGUGUCGGAAAUGUUGCCACUUAAAACAUUGCAAAUAUUCUUAAUGGAACUGCUUGAUGGGUGUUCAACCUGUCAAGAGGCGACCUGAAGUAUUUGUUUAAAAGGGCCCUGUUUCCUGCUGCUGUCAAUCCAACAAGAACUAUUUCCAUUUUUUUUACGAAUGAGAAUGUGCUUAGGGAAACACCUAAGGUGUUUGCAAAUAGCAUUGUCUUUUUGUAUGUGGGAAUCUGAUUUCAUAUAAUAAAUAUGGAAUAAAAGGAGGACCUUGUAUAAUUGUUAAUGACACGUAAUUCCUUUAACACUUUAGAAGAUGCUGCAACAAGCUGCUUUCAAACAUAUUUUGGUUCAAUUUAUGGAAAUACGUUGUUGGAUUAAGCUUUGUAGGAGGUGUAUACAUUACCAAAUACCUAAAGCAAAGAAAGGAACGAG
Podarcis lilfordi (Lilford's wall lizard) is the source of this 24795-nucleotide messenger RNA. The record is from the annotation of a GenBank genome assembly. Lineage: Eukaryota; Metazoa; Chordata; Lepidosauria; Squamata; Lacertidae.